This is a messenger RNA of Daldinia decipiens, 1230 nucleotides long. RefSeq lists its product as uncharacterized. The record is from RefSeq and is a predicted model, not a curated record. Lineage: Eukaryota; Fungi; Ascomycota; Sordariomycetes; Xylariales; Hypoxylaceae. The transcript is spliced from 2 exons. Bases 1 to 1230 code for a protein of 409 amino acids.
AUGAAGUACGCAACUGUUGGUGCUUUAGCCUCCGUGGCCGCCACGGCUGCGGCACAGAAGACGGACUCGACCUUUGCCGUCCUCCAUUUUACCGGCCAGCACAACUUCUUGACCGAGGGUCCUAUAGAUCCCGUCGUCAACCCUGGAACGCAAGCAACCCAUUAUCAUAGUAUCAUGGGAGGUAGCAACUUUGGCAUUUCUACCAGGGGUGACGAUCUCUUAAGUUCGGAGUGUACUACGACUACUAUCAAGAAUGACAAGAGCAACUACUGGGUUCCAUCUCUCUUCUUCCAAGAUCCCAAGGAUGGCACCUUCGAAAAGGUCCCCCUGUUUUACAUGAAUGUGUACUACUUCUUCGAGCCCACCAACAGCAGUAUUGAGCCGUUCCCGGUUGGGUUGAAGAUGUUGAGUGGUGAUACUAAAGCCAGAGAUCCUCCCAAAUUCGGAGGUGGAAGCAAUGUUGACCCUACCAGGGGCCCAAUCCAGCCAGUUCAAUGGACUUGCCCUAGACAGAGCUACAAUCCUCCGUCCUACCCCGUGGAUUCUGAUGGAACCAUGGCCGGUCUUCAGGACCCCCAAAACCAGGGCGCAGGUGCGGGUUUCCCCCUUUACGACUGCGACGGCACCUACUCUCCCCUCCGUCAGGACAUCCACUUCCCUUCGUGCUACAACCCGGAAGCUGGUCUUGAUGACUACAAGAACAACAUGGCAUGGCCCACUCCCGAGAACGGACUACUGAACUGCCCCGCCGGAUGGAUUCACGUCCCUCACCUCUUCUAUGAGGUCUACUGGGAUACUCCCUCGUUCAAGGAUAGGUGGACCCCUGAUGGAAAGACCCAGCCUUUCGUUCUGUCCAACGGUGAUGCUACCGGUUACAGCUCGCACGGUGACUUUAUCUCCGGUUGGGACCAGGACACCCUCAAGACUAUUAUCGACACUUGCAAUGUUGGUACUCUCGGUAUGGAGCACUGCCCUAGUAUUCCCGGCGGUGUCAACGACAGGCAGGAUUGCACAAUCAAGCCUGCUGUCGGUACCAUGGUGAAGGCCUCGCAGUCUCUUAAGUCCCUCCCGCUCGACUGCCCGGUUACUGGCUGGGGCAAGGGUUCUUCUAGCCACUCUGACUCUUCGUCUGAGCAGUCUGCCACUUCGAGCGUGAGUAACUCCCGGUCCUAUUUACUCUCUUUUCCAAUUUGUCUCGGUGCCUUCUUCUGCUUCUUGAACAUGACCUAG